AUGAGUCCAACAUAUAACAUUACGGUAACUCAAAUUCGGGUCGGGACAACUAUAAUCAUUGGUGAUAUUACUGCUCUUUUUUAUUCCGGGAGCUCAUUUACGUACUUGGUUGACCCAACAUAUUCAAACCUUGCAGAGAAUUUCCAUUCUCAGGCACAAGAUAGGCGCCGUCCACCUGAUUCAAGGAUCCCUUUUGAAUACUGUUAUGAUAUGAGCCCUGAUGCAAAUGCCACUUUAAUACCCAGUAUGAGUUUAACGAUGAAAGGCGGACAUCACUUUCCUGUAUACGACCCAAUAAUCAUCAUUUCUACUCAGAGUAAACUUGUAUACUGCUUGGCUGUCAUCAAGAGUACGGAACUGAAUAUUAUUGGACAAAACUUUAUGACCGGUUACCAUGUGGUGUUCGACCGAGAAAGAUAUGUCUUGGGAUGGAAGAAGUUUGAUUGUAAGUGAUGCUUUUCCUGUAUGGUUUUUCAUUCGAGCGUGUUUACUUGCGAAACUCAAUGGCUUUUAUGCAGGUUUCGACGUUGAGGAUACUAAUAAAUCUGAAGUAGAAACGUAUGCUGCCUCUGAACCUCCUGCCGUUGCUGCCGGAAUCCAUAAUUAUUCAAACCCAGAGUCAAGUAAUAAAGAUGUCAAUAAUACCCAUUCCGGCAGUUCCGUUGGCUUGCGAUCUUGCCAUUUCCAUAUUUCUCUUCU
Hibiscus syriacus is the source of this 699-nucleotide messenger RNA. RefSeq names its product aspartyl protease family protein 1-like. NCBI's taxonomy places the organism in Eukaryota, Viridiplantae, Streptophyta, Magnoliopsida, Malvales, Malvaceae. The transcript has 6 exons. Bases 1 to 453 code for a protein of 150 amino acids. Gene Ontology annotation, biological process: proteolysis. Gene Ontology annotation, molecular function: aspartic-type endopeptidase activity. The record is from RefSeq and is a predicted model, not a curated record.